This is a messenger RNA of Acanthocheilonema viteae, 442 nucleotides long. The record is from the annotation of a GenBank genome assembly. Lineage: Eukaryota; Metazoa; Nematoda; Chromadorea; Rhabditida; Onchocercidae.
AUGUUUAAUUUAGAUUACAGUCAAUUCCUUGCAUCAUUUUGGGCCACAUUUAUUGCUGUCGCAUUAUUAAUCGCAUAUUACUAUUAUGCAAUAAUCGGAAUUCAAGCAUUGGAAACAAACGUUGAUGGCAGAAUGCUUUUGCCACCAAAUUCACAAAGUCUUGAAGGAAUUCGAAUUAUGGAUGAAAUUGUUUGGCCAGAUUAUUUAAGUAUCAAUUAUAUUAUACGAAAACCACCAAAUUUCUCCAAUCCCAUUGAAUAUCGCAAUUUUACGAUGAUGAUUAAAGAAAUGGAAAAAUCGGAAAAUUCAUUGGGUUCAGUUGCAACGAUGCAUUGGGUAAAAGAUUAUUUACGAUAUCUCGCUAAUCCACAUGCUACCAAACUUGAUGUUAUUUUUGGAAUUUCUGGUGUAGAAGCUAACGGAACAGCUUAUAUGGAAGACG